UGCUAUUAAAUUAUUAAUGAAAAUAUUUUAUACUAUGUAGACAUAAUCAUAAUUGCGUUGGAGCUUGCGGAAUUGUUUCUUUGCAAAUGUUCGUUCUCGAACAGGACAUCGCCGAAAUUUUCCCGCUUUCAGUGCGUGAAUUGCAACACGCAUCUUCGACGGUGUAGCCGCCGACGAAGUAUUCGUGAAGCUGGUUCACAACCGGCGUGCAUUCAAACACCGGAAAGGAGGCAUGGGUAUGGAGUAUGGAGGUAUGGAGCGAGUUCAUCGGAUUCGUCGUGGGUGGCCUGCGGGCGAACGCAACGCGUGUGUGGUCCGAGCGUUCGUAUGCUGGAUGCGGCUGUCGUGAGGAGCCUAGAAGAUGCAAGACGCUUUGUUCGAACGAAACGGAGAGCUUUCUCCGUGGCAGCCUGUGCCUCUUCGGGAAAUAAUUGUCGUGUAGUUCUGAGUAACAGCCCUCAAGAUGAUGCUACAGCUGAUUUAUUAUUUUCUGAUCUUCCAUCAAGUGUCGUCCGAAUUGACGCAUGGUUUUGCCGCUAAUUCGAACAGUGAGAAUGAAACUUGGAAGCAUGAUUUGGAAUUAAGCCCCAGGCACAGGAUCAAGGACUCCAGUUACCUGCUGGACAGGUAUCCCAUAAGAGAGUUACCACCAGAUUCUUUAAACUGUCGUAGACCUGCAAAAUGUGUAGACAUGCAGAGGAAUACUUGUAUGGGCACAAGACUGCCAUAUAGUACCACCACUCUAGAUCUUAUACCUGAACAUAUAACUCAAGAUAUUGUGGAGGAAAAGUUAAAUUUAUUACAAGCGUUAAGACAUAUGCCAAAGUGUUGGGCAGUUGUUCAGCCUCUUCUCUGUUCAAUAUUCAUGCCAAAAUGUAUCAAUGAUACAGUAGACUUACCAUCGCAGGAAAUGUGUAAAAUGGUUUCCGGGCCCUGUAGAAUUGUGUUCAAUCACACGAUAUGGCCGAGCUUUAUUAAAUGUGAAAAUGCAGACUUGUUUCCCAGAUUAUGCAAAAAUGAUAUUAGAGAAUUGAAGUUUAAUAUAUCUGGGAAAUGUCUAAAACCAUUAGUCCCAACCGACAACACUCUUGCCAUUUUUGAGGGAGUCGAAGGUUGCGGUACACAAUGCAACGAUCCACUUUUCACACCGGAUGAGCAUAAACAAAUUCAUUCCUUCAUUGCUUGGGCUGCAGGUAUCUGUGGUUCAUUCAAUUUAUUUACAGUUAUAACAUUUUUAAUUGACUGGAGAAGCGCAAAUAAGUAUCCAGCUUUAGUCAUAUUUUACAUCAAUUGUUGUUUCAUGGUAUCCUGUAUUGGGUGGCUCGCUCAGUUUACACCAGGAAGCAGAGAUGUAAUCGUUUGCAGAAAAGAUGGAACUUUGAGAAUGAGCGAACCAAGCGGAGAGAACUUGUCCUGCGUCGUUGUGUUUAUCCUUGUAUACUAUUCCCUUAUGGCAGCUAUGGUGUGGUUCGUCAUUCUUACAUAUGCUUGGCAUAUGAGUUUUCAAGCAUUAGGCAAGAUCCAAGACAGAAUCGACAAGAAGGGUGCAUAUUUCCAUUUAAUCGCUUGGUGUUUACCAUUGGUCCUCACUGUCACUAUUAUGGCAUUAGGCGAAAUCGACGGGAAUAGCGUUACCGGUAUUUGUUUUGUGGGUUACACCAAUCAUGCAGUCAGAGCUUGGUUCUUACUCGGUCCCGUGUUGAUCGUCCUGAUAGUUGGAGGAUACUUUUUAUCGAGAGGAUUAAUUACGCUGAUCCGAUUGAAAAUAAGUAGCCAAGAGAUUAUAUCCGAAAGGGCAAGUGCCAAAAUACGAGAAACCAUCGUACGCAUGGGUCUCUUUUCGAUUUUCACCUUCGCUGCAGUCAUAAUGACGUUCUAUUGCCAUAUUUACGAGUUCCAACACUCUUGGGAAUGGCGUCAGAGUUUCAGGAAUUAUAUGAUAUGCGCGAUAACGACGAAGUACAUGGACAUAUCUGAAUGCAAAAUGGAAGUACGACCGAGUGCAGCUAAAAUGCAGUUGCAUUUAUUUUCUCCUUUCUUCGCCGGUAUUCUUAUGUCUUCAUGGGUUUGGACCGGCUCCACCGUGGACACGUGGACCAGAUUCCUUAGACGUACUUUCAACUGCGAAACUGAAGAACCUAUCAGAUUGAAAAAGCACAAGGUAAUCGCUCAGGCAUUUGCGAAGCGUAAGACAUUCAACAACGCUGGUCGGUUGUCGAUCAGUUUCCACAAUACCCACGAGGAUCCAGUCGGAUUAAACUUCGAUCUCAAUUCCGUGGCCUCUCAAGACUUCAGUUCGACAUGGGCAGCCGCUUUACCCAAACUGGUUACUCGCAGAGGCGCGCUCGUCGGCGGUACAACAGGCUCUGUCUCCAGUAACAGAAGAAAUUCCGUGGAUUCCGAGAUCAGUUUCAGCGUGCGUCGAGUAUCAGUUGAGUCUAGAAGGAACUCUUUAGACUCUCAGAUAUCAGUUCAAAUAGCUGAGCUGAAAACAACGCGAAAAGUUGCGAGCAGUUCGCGCGGUCGACGUGGGAAACGCCGACGGGAUUUUGGAAAAUCUAGAUCUGGCAAAGUGGGUCCUUUAUACAGAAGAGGCAGCACGACGUCGCAAGAAAGUCAGCUUGGUGCACAGAUAUUGUCGGCAUUGACCAUAGGCGGUGGUAAUUCGAGAGUAUCUCCGAAUCAAGUGCCGAAUAUGAAAAGACGAUCAGCUAGCGCCGGUCUGGAUGAACACACCUUGAAUCCUAAGCUGUUCGAUGGAAAGAACAAUGCAGGGAUGUUGCUGCCGUUUCUUUUACCGGGACGAAGUGCUAGCGACGUGAACUUGAGCAGCGAGGAGAAACAGCAUCAAGAAAUAGUAGGGAAGAACAUGGAUAUCGAAGCUGGAACCAUGGAAAAGGAUGAUCAGGACACCGAUAGUGAUGAUAGCCAACCGGAGGAAGAAGCGAAGAUGUUGGAUCCUGAAGAACCUCAAGAACGUAGCAAGAGUAAAACUAGUAACAAGAGUACUAAGAGUUACGGUCAUGAAAGUGACCGAAGAAGCCGAGAAGGUCGUAGAAGUAAGUAUCUUCUUCAAGAUGAGACCAUCCUGAAACAUCUGUUUCAAGAAUCCAGCGAUAUCAAAUUGAAAGGCGACGCAGAUUUAAAGGACGUCUACAGGAAAGCUGGAAUGGGAAAUCUGGCAUCCAGUCUGACCUCGUGUUGUCCAGAGUUGACUAGGCUUAUGCAAUCCGAAAUUCAGACCGGGAAUGCCCGAGAAAUGGCAACUCAGACAUCAUUGCCGUUAGAUAUUUUAGAAAUGGAAGAAUUGAAGCAGAGCAUAGACGAGAUUAUUAAUAGUAGACACUGCAGUUCGAAGGGAACACAGAUCUCGCCGCAGCUAAAUAAAAAUAAAAAUAUAGCUACGUAAGGAAGAAGAAAUCGUGUUACAUUUUUAGUCGUAAGUUUUUUUCUACUUCGUGAAAUGUGGAUGUUCCUUAAGAGAAAGACGCCUCAGUGCGCAAAUUAUCUAUUGUGAUAAUGCAUUUGUCAUAGUGCAAUAGUGUCUCUUCGACUGUAAAUAGUACCUUGAAUUAACUCAAACUUAACAUAUAAUUUUAUAUCUUUUAUUAUUGACAAAAUUGGAACGUAGUAAAAAAUAAUUCGAUGGACUUUUACGAUGCUAAAGAUACAAAUGGAUUAUAAAUAUAAUUCAUUUGCUUUUAUACAGAAUAAUUUCGAAAAUUAACAUUGUCCUGUAUGUUACAGUAUUUUAAUAUCCUAUUGUACUUAGACUACAUACAAGUAUUUUUUACG
This is a messenger RNA of Ceratina calcarata, 3795 nucleotides long. It is a transcript of the gene smo, whose product is annotated as smoothened, frizzled class receptor. The transcript is spliced from 8 exons. NCBI's taxonomy places the organism in Eukaryota, Metazoa, Arthropoda, Insecta, Hymenoptera, Apidae. Gene Ontology annotation, molecular function: transmembrane signaling receptor activity; patched binding. Bases 464 to 3409 code for a protein of 981 amino acids. Gene Ontology annotation, biological process: pattern specification process; central nervous system development; commissural neuron axon guidance. The record is from RefSeq and is a predicted model, not a curated record. Gene Ontology annotation, cellular component: plasma membrane; dendrite; cilium.